Messenger RNA from Anoplophora glabripennis (Asian longhorned beetle), 1101 nucleotides. RefSeq names its product putative nuclease HARBI1. The record is from RefSeq and is a predicted model, not a curated record. The coding region runs from base 358 to 1101 and encodes 247 amino acids. The transcript is spliced from 2 exons. Lineage: Eukaryota; Metazoa; Arthropoda; Insecta; Coleoptera; Cerambycidae.
UCUUAUGAAAACGAAUUUACUGAAGAGGAUUUAAUUAGUAGUGACGAUGAGGAUCUCCUUGUGGAGGAAAGGGAGAGACCAAAAAAUCAAAAUUUUGUCCAGAUUAUUGUUCCACAAUUCAACAAUACAGAAUUCAUCGAACACUUUCGAGUGAGUAGAAUAGUUUCUGAACAGAUUUCGAAUCGCUUUGCAAAUUCGGAGUAUUUUACGUACCAGUCUGGAGGAAAUGGAAAGCUGGAUUCAUAUUAUCACGUGUUGAUUUAUUUAUGGUUUAUAGGACAUCAAACUGCUUCAUUUCGAGAUGUUGCAGACAGAUUCAAUAUAAGCAUUAGCACAUUGCAUAAGAUAAUACGAAAAAUGACACAUUUUCUAAGUAAUUUAUCACAUGAAGUUAUAACAUGGCCAUCAAAUGCUGAGAAAAUAGAGAUAGAACAUUAUUUUCGAACGAAAGGGUUUCCUGGUGUUAUAGGCGCAAUCGAUGGAUCCCAUGUCAAAAUAGACAAACCAACAAAUGACCCCGAUUCUUACUUAAACAGGAAACACUUUUUUUCCAUUCAGUUUCAGGUAGUAUGUGAUCAUCGGAGAAAAAUAAGAGAUAUCUUUGUUGGUUUUCCAGGAUCUGUACAUGACAGCAGGGUAUUUAGGGCAUCACCUCUAUCAGGGAGCCUGCCUGAUAAAUGCGGUCCUUUCUUUAUAAUAGGAGAUAGUGGCUACCCCUGUCUACCUAAUUUAUUAACACCAUUCAAAGAUUUUGGUAAUCUGACAAGAAGGCAACAACAUUAUAACCUAACAUUGUCACAAAAUAGGUAUCUAGUGGAACACUGCAUAGGUAUUUUAAAACAAAAAUUCAGGCAGUUAUACCAUGUUAAAUUGAGAAGUAUACCUGAAAUCACACAUUUCAUCAGAGCAUGCUGCGUUGUACAUAAUUUAUGCUUAGAUGACGAUUUUCCUGAUGAAGGCGCAGAUGCAUUAAAUUUAACAUUGCAAAGGAAUAUAGAAGCUGUGUAUGAGCACGAGAGGGAGAAUGAGGGAAACGAAAAUAGAGAUGACGUGACUGGCAUACAACGAAGAAGGAAUGUUAUGAAUAUGUUACCACUAUAA